Molecule: messenger RNA, 1061 nt
Organism: Papaver somniferum (opium poppy)
Lineage: Eukaryota; Viridiplantae; Streptophyta; Magnoliopsida; Ranunculales; Papaveraceae
Product: calcineurin B-like protein 3
Exons: 9
Coding region: 256-936 (226 amino acids)
Biological process (GO): calcium-mediated signaling
Molecular function (GO): calcium ion binding; kinase binding
Source: RefSeq, a predicted model, not a curated record
UAGAGUAAUAGGGCUCCGUACCAUAAAAUCAUGAGCAGCCGUAAUAAAACAACACUCUAAAGAAAGAAAGAAAGAAAGAAAGAAAGGACGUUUUGGUCCCAUAAAUUCUCUCCUCCCGCAACACCUCCACAAUCAUCAUCAUCAUCAGCUGAAAAAGAGAAGAAAAAGAGGAAUAAAUUACCGAGAGAUAGAAAUUAGCAAAAUGUUGCAGAAUCUCUAAAAAGGUAUGGGGUGUUCUGAAGAAAGAAGAAAAUAAUGGUGCAGUGCUUAGACGGGAUUAAGCAUUUGUGUGCUGUCGUGUUAAGGUGUUGUGACCUCGAGUUGUCUAAGCAACCGAUAGGGCUUGAAGAUCCAGAAAUUCUAGCAAGGGAAACUGUGUUUAGUGUUAGUGAAGUAGAAGCGUUAUAUGAGUUAUUCAAGAAAAUCAGCAGUGCUGUAAUUGAUGAUGGAUUGAUUAAUAAGGAAGAGUUCCAAUUGGCGUUAUUUAAGACUAAUAAAAAGGAGAGCUUAUUUGCAGAUCGGGUAUUCGACUUGUUCGACACAAAGCACAACGGGAUAUUAGGUUUCGAAGAGUUUGCACGUGCUCUUUCUGUCUUUCAUCCAAAUGCUCCAGUUGAAGAUAAGAUUGAGUUCUCUUUUCAACUAUAUGAUCUCAAGCAGCAAGGUUUUAUUGAGAGACAGGAGGUAAAGCAAAUGGUUGUAGCUACUCUUGCGGAAUCUGGAAUGAACCUUUCAGACGAUGUUAUAGAAAGUAUCAUUGACAAGACCUUUGAGGAAGCUGACACUAAACAUGAUGGGAAAAUAGACAAAGAAGAGUGGCGGAAUCUUGUAUUGCGGCAUCCGUCUCUGUUGAAGAAUAUGACCCUGCAGUAUCUAAAGGACAUCACAACAACAUUUCCCAGCUUCGUAUUUCACUCACAAGUUGAUGAUACAUAAGUUCUUCCAAUGACGCCUGUAGAGUUCUGUUGUUAUAAUAUUUGUUUUCUUGAAAUUAUUUGUUUCUUUUAUCUUCAAAUUUUAAAAAAUUUAAGACAUUUUCUAUUAAAAUUUUUUUUAAGUUA